Messenger RNA from Nerophis lumbriciformis (worm pipefish), 5965 nucleotides. It is a transcript of the gene ca10a, whose product is annotated as carbonic anhydrase Xa. The record is from RefSeq and is a predicted model, not a curated record. Gene Ontology annotation, biological process: one-carbon metabolic process. NCBI's taxonomy places the organism in Eukaryota, Metazoa, Chordata, Actinopteri, Syngnathiformes, Syngnathidae. Gene Ontology annotation, molecular function: carbonate dehydratase activity; zinc ion binding.
UGCAUUGAGGGGAGAAGCAUCAUCGAAGACUUAAAAACCUGGCCAAGGGAAUUUUAAAAACCUUCAAUGUCAUCUCAUGAUUGACGACGCCAAUAAUUUAACUUUAUUUGUCUUCACUCUCAGUAUUUGAUUGAACUGUGAUGUCUUAAUUCGUCGUCGUGAAGCGUCCGUGUUCACUUGGCAUCAUCUGAACGGACGUAAAGACCAAAUCCUCUCAGCAGCACAUCUCUCUAUCUCGCUUUGCCUUUUGAAACUAUUCCUCCUAGUUUUAAUUGUUCGUGGUCGAGGAGCAUCACGUUUAUUCACCUGCUCGGAUGACCUACUUUGUAUGAUGCGGGAAAUAUCUGGUGGGAGGUUGACGGCAACAACCAGCCUUGGAGGACACACCGUCUGAUAGAGACGCCUUACCUUUUUUUUUUUUUUUUAAUCUCUUUAUCUUUUUAAAGGAACAUUCCUUGAUGGACGUGUAAUGAAGAUACAGGAUGGACAUGUUUUGGGAAUUAGUAUUCUUUCUCCAAGCCAACUGUAUGACCUGCAUAUUAGCCCAGCCAAAUCCACCUAAAAUUCAUGAAGGCUGGUGGGCAUACAAGGAGGUGGUUCAGGGAAGCUUUGUUCCAGUGCCAUCUUUUUGGGGCCUUGUAAACUCAGCCUGGAACUUGUGCUCAGUGGGGAAGAGGCAAUCGCCAGUCAACAUUGAGACCAGCCACAUGAUUUUUGACCCUUAUCUCAAGUCCAUGAAACUUAAUACAGGUGGACAAAAGGUUAGGGGAACAAUGUAUAACACAGGCCGCCAUGUUUCUGUGCGAUUGGACAAGGAGCAUCUUGUUAAUAUCUCUGGUGGGCCGAUGAUGUACAGCCAUCGUUUGGAGGAGAUCCGGCUACACUUUGGUAGUGAAGACAGUCUUGGCUCUGAACACCUUCUUAAUGGGCAGGCCUUCUCUGGAGAGGUUCAGCUAAUUCACUACAAUCAUGAAUUGUAUACAAAUUAUACUGAAGCUGCCAAAAGCCCGAAUGGACUUGUCAUUGUGUCAAUAUUCAUGAAAAUAGCUGAAGCAUCGAACGCGUUCCUGAAUCGAUUGCUUAACAGAGAAACCAUCACAAGAGUAACAUAUAAAAAUGAUGCAUACCUUCUGACAGGCCUGAACAUCGACGACAUCUAUCCAGAGACAAGUAGUUUUAUCACUUAUGAUGGAUCGAUGACCAUCCCGCCAUGCUUUGAGACUGCCACAUGGAUUCUGAUGAACAAACCAGUUUACGUCACACGCAUGCAGAUGCACUCUUUGCGUCUUCUGAGCCAAAACCAGCCAUCUCAGAUCUUUUUGAGUAUGAGUGACAACAUCCGUCCAAUUCAGCCUCUCAUCAACCGCUGCAUCCGCACCAAUAUCAACUUCAGCAUGCAGGGCAAAGACUGCCCCAACAACAGGGUUCAUAAACUUCAGUACAGAGGUGGAGUCUUGUGCCAAAGCAUGCAUUGAAGCUUCCAGAAACUCUCGUACCAAUUGGCUCAAGUGGUUCAAUGGCUCAUGAGGCUUCAUCUGACCAUCACUAAUACAGAGCAGUACCUAUUUCAAAAAUAAAAUAAUGUUACUUCCUUAUUUCCUUGUCUGUCACAAAUAUUGCAAAAUAGCACCUCAAAACAAAAAAGAAACAUUUGCUUACUUCCGUUUUGCAAACUGAUUUACUUCUAAACAUGCUCAGUGGCCUUGUUGUUAGAGGAUCCACCCUGAGAUCGGUAGGUCGGAAGUUCAAACCCCGGCUAAGUCAUACCAAAGACUAUAAAAAUGGGACCCAUUACCUCCCUGCUUGGCACUCAGCAUCAAGGGUUGGAAUUGGGGGUUAAAUCAUCAAAGUGAUUCCCGAGCGCAGCCACUGCUGCUGCUCACUGCUCCCCUCACCACCCAGGGGGUGGAACAAGGGGAUGGGUUAAAAUGCAGAGGGUAAUUUCACUACACCUAGUGUGUGGGUGACCAUCAGUGGUACUUUAACUUUAACUUUCUUCUUCGCUCUGCACACGUUUUUCUUUGGCGGUCCAAUGUGGGGGCAAGUGGCGUGCCUCAACGUUGACCCACACCCACGUUGAGUCACGCCCCGAUAUAAGUCGGAAGCCAGGGACUUCUCUUGCAUUCCGCCGUGAAUAUGGGGCGGGGGGCAGGCCUUGGCCCAGACUACAAGAAACGUCCAACCUUUGUACUUGUAAAAAGGAUUUCUUAACCGAGUUCAAAUACUUGUUUCACGCGAUCAAAAAAACCCAAACAAAUGUUUUAUUUUUUUUACCUUUUGUCUCUCUCUGUUACAAUAAACCGCCCAUAAAAAAUAUGUACUUUUCAUAUCUCUCUAAGGGGCUAAACUUUCUAAAUUAGCAGGGAGUUGAAUACCUUUUUUCCCCAUUUUACCGUAUUUUUCGGACUAUAAGUCGCAGUUUUUUUCAUAGUUUGGCCGGGGGUGCGACUUAUAUUCAGGAGCGAUUUAUGUGUGAAAUUAUUAACACAUUACAGUAAAAUAUCAAAUAAUAUUAUUUAGCUCAUUCACGUAAGAGACUAGACGUAUAAGAUUUCAUGGGAUUUAGCGAUUAGGAGUGACAGAUUGUUUGGUAAACGUAUAGGAUGUUCUAUAUGUUAUAGUUAUUUAAAUGACUCUUACCAUAAUAUGUUACGUUAACAUACCAGGCACGUUCUCAGUUGGUUAUUUAUGCCUCAUAUAACGUACACUUAUUCAGCCUGUUGUUCACUAUUCUUUAUUUAUUUUAAAUUGUCUUUCAAAUGUCUAUUCUUGGUGUUGGCUUUUAUCAAAUAAAUGUCCUCAAAAAAUGUGACUUAUACUCCAGUGCGACAAAUAUGUUUUUCUUCUUCUUUAUUAUGCAUUUUCGGCAGGUGCGACUUAUACUCCGGUGCGACUUAUACUCCGAAAAAUGCGGUACUUGGACAACACACUUCUAACAUCUGUAACAAGUAUACUUUUAGUCACUAUUUAAAAGAUUAAACGAUUGUAAAUUCCACUAAGAUCUGUAAUCAUUCAGAUAAUAAAAUGACUGACUUUAUGUUGAAUAGCGAUCUACAUGGAAUAUGAAAAAAAUGAACUGUGAGUGUUUUUUUUAACUUUUUUCUAUUUUCCUGUGCCCAAUUUGCCUGUCUCCGACCACCUCCUCCAGCACUACCAGAGGGACCUAGAAACCUUCCUGGGCAGCUUUGAGACAAAGCUACCCCAGCAUGUAGACCUGAGUGUUCAUCUAAGAAUUUGACCUUUUUGACAGCCCAGCACAGCACUGAUCUGUCAAUCAAACAGUGCGCCUGAUACUUUCAUCCAAAUGAAAAGGACUUCCCAUCCUUGAGGUCCUUUUAGCCUUUAAAAUAACACUUCUUUAUCUUCACAAAUGUUUUGCUUUCACUUGUUAUUUGUGAAGUCAUGGGGACGACCACACACACUAGCAUGCUCACUAUGAAAUGAAGCGUUAAGAAAUGAAUCCAUCUUUGACACAUUCAAAACGUACGUGCUUAAGAAGCUGCAUAAGCAAAAACAGGUAACUCUUGUAACCUAUGGCAACAACAGGCUGUGUGCCAAUUGGCCAUUUGCGCAGUCUUUUAAGUGUGUUCACACUGAGAAGCGCGGCAAAAUGCAAUGCACUGGCUGUACCUGGAUGUUGCACCUAAAAUGGCGUGUGCGCAUGCGCAGUCCUGGACACGUAAGACCCGCAAUAGGGGAGGAACUAACUUGAAAUAAUGGUCGUUGAGGAGCAACCCAUGGCAUUGCAAAGUAAUGAGCAGGAAAAGAUAAAUAUUGAUCAUCAUUUCCAGUAAGUGUGUAACAACAAAGUGUGAAUGAGAUCUUGUGUCAUCUCCUGUUUUUUUUGUUUUUUUUAACAGUCAGUAGUAUCAUAUGUCAGGCGUAAUGGAUUGGACCACAUAUUAGGUGCUUUGCACACCAACUGAGAGCCAGCAAACAGAGUUAGCCUCGGCUUUUCCUGUGCAAGCCACACUGUCACAAUGUGUGUACUUGGGAUCUAAGUACUAGAGUUGUCCCCAUACCAAUAUUUUGGUACCGGUACCAAAAUGUAUUUCGAUACUUUUCUAAAUAAAGAGGACCGCAAAAAAAUGCCAUUGAUGGCUUUAUUUGAACAAAACAUCUUACGGUACAUGAAACAUAUGUUUCUUAUUGCAAUCAAAGAACAAAAUAGUGAACAUACAAGACAACUUGUCUUUUAGUAUAAAGUAAACAAACAAAGGCUCCUAAUUUAGCUGCUGACGUAAGCAGUAAUAUAUUGUGUCAUUUAUCAUCCUAUUAUUUUGUCAAAAUUAUUAAGUACAAGUGGAAGAAAAUGGAUUAUUAAUCUACUUGUUCAUUUACUGUUAAUAUCUGCUCAUUUUUUGUUUUAACAUGUUCUAUCUACACUUCUGUUAAAAUGUAAUUAUCACUUAUUCUUCUGUUGUUUGAUACUUUACAUUAUUUUUGGAUAAUACCACAAAUUUGGGUAUCGAUCCAGUAGGAUCAUACAUUGGUCAUAUUCAAAGUCCUCAUGUGUCCAGGGACGUAUUUCCCGAGUUUAUAAACAUAAUAUAAUUGAUGUAAUCAUAGUAGUAUUGACUAGAUACGCUAUUGUACUUGGUAUCAUUACAGUGGAUGUUAGGUGUAGAUCCACCCAUGGCGUUUGUUUACAUUGUGAUGCGCUAGUUUGCUGUUAGCGGUGAGCUAUUGUGUCCUCCUACGAUGUGCACUGAAGCAUGUUUAGCUAUUCCUCGUCCUGCAGGGAUGAUACUUGUCAGAAGCUGACCGUAAUUGUCGACGUCGAGGCAAAGAUGAGUGAUUUAGAAGUUGCUAAAACACUGCUGACUGCGGAUGGACGUUAGCCGCUAACUCGUUAGCCAUGUUUUGAAGUACAUCUUGCUGAGCGGCGUUUUAGUGUCGUAGCUUUACCUUUAUCGUUAGUUUUUAAGACAAAAUAUAUCCAUUCUCCCUUUUCUGUCUCCACACUGUGUCUACCUGUUAGUACUCUGUGCGAGUGUGUUGUCGAACAUGCUCCUCUGCUCGUAAAACCAGCAAUGACACGACGUAAAAAAAAAAGAAAAGGGAACCUGUAUUUUUCAGAAUUAGUAUAGGACUGUUUAUGAUGAAUUAAUACUGCGGUGAUUUAUUAGUACCGGUAUACUGUACAACCCUACAGUGUGCACACUUAUUGAAAUGUCCAGACGGAUGUAUCCCAUUUAAGCAGGCGCAUCGCACCAAAUGCUAGGCCCCCAUAUAUAAGACUCAGGAAGGGCCCUCCUGCCAUCCCCCGUACACAAACUCUACGUUUACAUGUACUAAAAAAGUGUAUUAUCGCAUGACUUCAGUUAAAACCGGCUUUAUAAAGUGGUCGUAAUGUGACUUCAAAUAAAUAAAUGACAUAACCUCCUUAUUAUUCAUUACAAUAUGAUCAUAAAUCUGUCAGUUUCCUUUUACUUCAUUGUGUAAGGUCGAGAUGAGCUCGUUCAUACAGGAUUAUCUUCAGUGGAUCAUAUAUUAUUACUGAAUAGAUUAUUAUAUUUGUAUUAGUGCAUCUCCAGGUGGCUCAGCCUCCCCUCUUCUUAAAAGCUAUUGACGCCUCUGUUUCAAACUCCUCGACUGUCUUUGAAAGCGCCACAGUUAUGUGCUAUUCACACUUUUUUACUGGCUUCGAAGCACUAAUCAUGUUUAAGGUGCAUUUAUUAUCUUUAGGAAUUGAGAAAGCGUAACAUAAAAAAUGUUACAUUACAACACAAAUGAUACAUGUGUGAAUGAUUUUGAAUGAAGCUGAAGAUGAAUGAGAAUGAAAUUGAAGUGAAAGCAUUAAAUAAAAAAUAAAAAAAGCCAAGAAUAAUGCUCUUCAGCAUGCACACAACACUGCAUCAUGAACAUGUGCUUUGGUUAAAAUGGGUGUGGAGCAAUGCAUUUUGUCAUUUGUUUUUAAUGUUUACAAUUGCAUUACUGAUAAAAGAUGUCUACGCCUUUUGUC